Molecule: messenger RNA, 1898 nt
Organism: Phyllopteryx taeniolatus (common seadragon)
Lineage: Eukaryota; Metazoa; Chordata; Actinopteri; Syngnathiformes; Syngnathidae
Exons: 6
Coding region: 93-1679 (528 amino acids)
Source: RefSeq, a predicted model, not a curated record
AGGCUAUAUGUUUGGUGGCUGGACAAAUUACAGCCUUGGACACUCUCCCGGUGCUCGUAGCAUAACAAGAAAAAGAAGGAUUUCCAGGUGUAAUGUAUCGGCGAGCACCCGUGUUAUGUUUUCUCCUGACGUCAAUUGGAAUGUGUCAUGGAGGGAGUGCAGACGUUCCUCAAAAAUCUCCUCCUCCUGUGGGUCGAGAAGGGAGGCUUCACUUCACCAGUGUUUUGCCACGGGUGGGCCCAGCACGGCACGGAUCGCUGGCUUUCACUGUGAAUAAACGGACUGAAGAAAAGCACACUGCUGUAUUUAACAACCGGUUGAAUGCCAGAGUCAAACGCUUGGACCCAUCAGUGCAAUGUAGUGACAACUCGAUGACUCUUACGGUCAAACAGGCAAGAGUGCCACAUUUCCUUGUGGAUAGUGGUGAGGGGGUGCUCAUCCCAGUGUCUCAAAUACCCUCCAGAUGUGGCUUCUCCGUGCGGAGGUCUCGAAGAGACUUGCUCUUCGCUGCUCCAUACCAGGGUUGCUACGUUAGCCGAAGGGGUGGAGAGUAUGUACUGCCACUGCGUCUAUGGGGCUCCCCAGCAAUGAUGUCUUGCCCUGCUGUGUCAGUGCCACCUUCAGUUUCCUGUUACCCUGCAGGAAUGGUUGUCAAGCUUGGUGCUGUUACAGAAAAUGAAGUCAAAGUGAAGGUGUCUGACACAUGGCGGUCCCUUUCAUCAGUGUGCGACAGUUGUGGGUUAGCCAUUGACGUGUCCUCUGGAGGACUAUUUCUCACUGCCGCCUACCACAAAGGCUUGUGCAUAAGGACUAAGGACAAUGUGCAUUCUUUGUCUCUUCUCCUGACUGAUGUUGAACUUUCAGUCACGUGCCCCUCCUUACCCGACAACAAGCCAACAACUGCAACGACGACACCAUUUCGUGAUAGCCCUCAAUACCCCCAGUUGGUAUUCCCACAGUAUAAAGUGUUUCCUGGGUCUUUGCCUCCUACACAAAGUCCUGGUGUGCCUUCAGAUGCAUUAGCAAAUAUGUUUCAACAUCUAAAGUUACAUACUGCUCCAUACCCUGGACUAAAUCCACAACACCACCGAUUGCCUGCACUUCGCCACCCAGCGUUUCCAUUCAUGUCAGAGAUUUCACCUCAGUACUUCUGGUUUCCCAGACCUGUACUACCAACACAUGCUUCAGCUAACACUGGAGCUCAUGCUGCCUUAUUACAUCCACAUUAUGGAUUUCCAUACAUCCCACAAUUCCCUAUGGCACCUUGGACUUACCAAACAGGACCUACUCCAAUACCGCCUUCCACCACCACUGUUACGACUACCGCCACCACAGAGGCCACUGGAACCACAAUGGUCUCCUCUCAACAUGGAGAGAAGCCAGUUACCUCCCCAAAGCCACAAUUUCAUAAUCAUCAUUUACAAUCUCUCCGGUCUUUCCCACUGACGCUACCAGAUGGGCGAAGUCAAACUAUUCAUGGUCACGAGAACCCAAAGCUCUUAGCACCACGUGUUUACCCCCAUCCUUAUCACGUCCCUGUUAUGUAUCCCCCUGGGAAAUAUUUUUCUCAACAGCAAAAGCCCCUUUACUACCCACGCCCUUAUCUGCCAGUAUACUUUGCCCCUCAGAUGAUGCCUUCGCAUGACUUUUCAGAUCCUCCUGCCAACCAUCCCUCGUAGUCUAUUCCGGCAAAGCAGGAGCAUUAGCCAGACUACCACCCUAUCCAUGCCUCUUGUCAUCCAAGGUCACAACUGCAAGAGCUGGUGCCGGGUACACAGAAGCGUCACAGCUAGAUGUGGGAAAUUCACUUUUUUUUUUUUUUUUUUUUUUCCCUUCCUCAUUGUAUUUAACAACGAAAUUACAAUUUCCUUGACUGGGAAAUAAAGGGUGGUUGAUUA